Iphiclides podalirius (scarce swallowtail) is the source of this 684-nucleotide messenger RNA. Lineage: Eukaryota; Metazoa; Arthropoda; Insecta; Lepidoptera; Papilionidae. The record is from the annotation of a GenBank genome assembly.
AUGCCGAAGAGAAUAAGACUACUAACUAUGAAGAAUAAAAUAAAGACGAAUAGUGAAGUAGAAUAUGAUGAUAAUAAAGAUAAAGAAGUGUCCACAGCGCGCGGUCGCCUCAAAGGUGCUUUGAUGGAAGUUCUAGGAGAUGAAUCUGAUGGAUCCUCUGGCCACAGCCCUGUUAAACGAGAGAGAAGAACCAGUCAAGACCCAUCAAGAGAAUAUGCAUCUGAGGAAGAUGAGAAAUCUGUAAGAAAACUGUCUCCAGCUAGGCAAUCAUAUGUGCUGAAACUUUUUGAUAGAAGUGUAGACCUCUCUCAGUUCAGUGAAGACUCGCCCCUGUAUCCUAUAUGCAGGGCAUGGAUUGCAAAUCAGCCGAAAGCCAACUACAGCAACUUUGGAAAUAAAUAUCCAGAACCUGAGCCGCAAGAGGACAGCGUGGACCUGCCUGGACCAGAGGGACCACAUAUCUCAAGAAUACCGGACCUGAUACCAGAGCAGAAAGCGUGUGACAAAGAUAAAAUCAAUUUGAACUAUCGUGAGGCCCCACCACCUUCCAAGGAACAGCUCCUGCAGGAGCACUUCGCGCGCUGGACUGCCGUGAGGAGUGCUUGGCUCGAGCAGGCUGCCAAAGUUGAGGAGCGCUAUGCCGACACCCAGCGGCUGUUGAACAGCAUCAAUGUCAAUGCAUUA